AUGGGUCUUUUUGAUUUUCUACCUUCUAGAACCAGCCUGGAACUGCCACCUCCUUUUAUACCUCAUAAAGGAGAGAGUCCUGAACUCCAGAUGGAAUCGCUCCUUUAUCUUUUCAAAAGACUACGAAUCAAUCGGUUGUCUUCAUUUUCUCAGGGAAACACCCUCAAAUAUUCAGAUAACAAAGAAGAAUCCAUUCAAGACUCAGCCCAGGAGCCUGAAGUAAGCCGCUGGGACAAAAUUUAUCAAACGACAGAAAUGAAGCGUCGAUUGUUAGGCCAAAAGGAAAGGGUUUUGAUCGACUGGCUGAAAAAUAAGUUUCGGUCUUUGUGCAUACUUCAAAGGGAGCCGGGACCAUCACUACGAAAUAAAGACUACGAGUUAGAGGAUGGCUUCCCAGUAUUUAAGGACUAUAAAGAUAGGAAAACGGGUUCAUUUGUCUUCUUUGUUAUUCCUAUCGAUCAGCAAUUGAACUUCACAGAAUUGGCCUUUGAAUUGGCACAAUCUACCCUAUACGUUGAGCACCAUUCCUACGUCUCUGUUGCAGCCCGAAUUCAAUGUGCGAAAGAAGCAAUUAGCAAAUGUUUAGGACAAAAGUUCACUAGUGAAUCGGUGGUUAUACUUUCAGAGGAAACCCACACGCAAGUAAUCUCCGCAUAUGUCUCAUCAUUAGCCUUUAUCGUGCAAUUGUUUCGGAUAUAUGACCUGCAUAUCAAACAUAAUAGUGACUCAAAGGUAUCUGCUAAACCUUCACUAUCUCUGAAAAGUUCUUUCUCCUUUGCUUCAAAGGAAUCGCCAUCUAAACCACAGUCAAGAUCAAACUCACCAGUGAAAGCGAGAGGAUCAUAUGCAGUAUACGAGUCUCUGAAUGAUACACCCUCUUCUCCAACAAAGACAUUAGGCUCAAAAAAAUCUCUUGCGAAUUUGCGGAAUACACGGUUGGAAAACAAGCCGUCUAUAUCUAAUCUUCGGGCAAAUGAGAUAUACAACCCAGUUGCUGCCCCUGUGUCUCCAGAAAGAAGAAGUUCCCCAGGCCGUAUGCAGGCCCUGGAUCAUUCUUCACUUUAUGGUCGUGAAGUCCAGCCCGAGUUGUGGGAAAAGUGCAAACAGUCGAUAAACGAGAAACUUAGAAUAGAAGCUCAAGUGAUAGGGUGA
Messenger RNA from Clavispora lusitaniae ATCC 42720, 1152 nucleotides. RefSeq lists its product as uncharacterized. The record is from RefSeq and is a predicted model, not a curated record. NCBI's taxonomy places the organism in Eukaryota, Fungi, Ascomycota, Pichiomycetes, Serinales, Metschnikowiaceae.